Molecule: messenger RNA, 743 nt
Organism: Dufourea novaeangliae
Lineage: Eukaryota; Metazoa; Arthropoda; Insecta; Hymenoptera; Halictidae
Gene: EMC4
Product: ER membrane protein complex subunit 4
Exons: 3
Coding region: 115-639 (174 amino acids)
Biological process (GO): protein folding in endoplasmic reticulum
Cellular component (GO): EMC complex
Source: RefSeq, a predicted model, not a curated record
UUUACCGAUUCUACCUACGUAGUAGGAGUCAAGGUUUUUCAGUUUUGUACAAUUCUGAAUGAUUCUGAACAGUAAUAUUAAUAUUAACAAUAUAAACUGUAUGUAAAAGUAACGAUGGCAGUUAAACAAAAUACCAAACGAUCUAAAUGGGCUCUGGAUUUUGCUCACAAAAGUAAACAAGACAAAAAUGUGGAUAUUCCUGCUCCACCUGGCUAUACACCUGCUGUAGCAUUGUUUCAUGCUGUAGAUUCUAUUAGAGAAACAGAUUGGAAUCAUUUGAUAAUGAAAAAAUCAUGGGAUCUAGCUUUAGGUCCCCUUAAACAAGUUCCAAUGAAUUUAUUCAUUAUGUAUAUGGCGGGUAAUUCUAUAGCAAUAUUUCCUAUUAUGAUGGUUGGUAUGUUGAUCAUUAGACCAGUAAAGGCAUUAUUUACCCUUCAACAAACAUUCAAAGUGAUUGGAGGAACUCAUGCUUUCGGUCAGAAGUUUGUAUAUUUUUUGGGGCAAUUGGUAAAUAUGGUGCUGGCGUUGUAUAAAUGUCAAUCGAUGGGAUUACUUCCAACUCAUGCAUCUGAUUGGUUAGCAUUUGUAGAACCACAAGCUAGAUUAGAAUAUUCUGGUGGUGGAUUUAUAUAUGUAUGACGCAAAUCGCAAUUAAGUUAAAAAUAUUUAUGUACGUACAUACUUAAGACAAACUGCUGUUGUAAAUUCAAGUAUAUUUUACUUUAUGCAUAAAUUAUAAAGAA